CCAGCGCGUAUCAAGGUUUUACGACAGUUCUGCGCCAUUUCCGGCAGAAACAUAUGAACAGCACAGCGAGGAAAACAUGAGAGGUCAGAAGUUAUGGUGCUGAUUUUUGACAGAAACGGAACGUAACAUACAGAUAUGGCCAGUUCCAUGGUGGCAGUGGGACUGGCUCUGGCGGCAGCUGGAUUUGCAGGCCGCUAUGCCAUGCAGGCCAUGAAGCAGAUGGAGCCUCAGGUGAAGCAGGCCCUUCAGAGCUUCCCCAAGACAGCUUUUGGAGGAGGAUAUUAUCGAGGUGGAUUUGACCCAAAGAUGAAUAAGAGAGAAGCUGCCCUAAUUUUAGGUGUCAGCCCCACAGCCAACAGGAAUAAGAUCAGAGAAGCCCAUAGAAAACUGAUGAUCCUGAACCAUCCAGACAGAGGUGGAUCUCCCUACCUCGCAGCGAAGAUAAACGAAGCGAAGGAUUUGAUGGAGGGUCAGUCAAAGAAAUAGAAACAAGGACGCUGGUGAUAACUUCUCGCUGAUCUUCGCUGAUCUUAUCCAUCCUGUUGCACUGACUGACUUGAGCGAUUACCACAAUUUUCUAAAUGAUUGUUCUCAAAUAAAAUCACUGUACAAAUUGUUAAA
This is a messenger RNA of Scatophagus argus, 621 nucleotides long. RefSeq names its product DnaJ (Hsp40) homolog, subfamily C, member 19 (gene dnajc19). Gene Ontology annotation, cellular component: PAM complex, Tim23 associated import motor. Gene Ontology annotation, molecular function: ATPase activator activity. The record is from RefSeq and is a predicted model, not a curated record. Gene Ontology annotation, biological process: protein import into mitochondrial matrix. The transcript has 6 exons. Lineage: Eukaryota; Metazoa; Chordata; Actinopteri; Scatophagidae. The coding region runs from base 136 to 486 and encodes 116 amino acids.